Molecule: messenger RNA, 3717 nt
Organism: Hemisphaericaspora subhashii
Lineage: Eukaryota; Fungi; Ascomycota; Pichiomycetes; Serinales; Debaryomycetaceae
Gene: SPT23
Product: Spt23p
Exons: 1
Coding region: 1-3717 (1238 amino acids)
Cellular component (GO): cytoplasm
Molecular function (GO): enzyme inhibitor activity; protein binding; phosphatase regulator activity
Source: RefSeq, a predicted model, not a curated record
AUGUCAUCUAUUGUUACUGAUAGUAAUGGUAGUACUACUUUAUUAAAUUCAGAUGAACAAGAUAUCUUAGACGAAUUUCUAGAUCAACGUGUCUAUGAUUCUUUAGGAACAAAUACUCCAAUAAAUGGUAGUAAUGGUACAGUCAAAUUAGAACAGAAUCAAAAUGAGCUUAUAGAUAGUUUAUAUGCUGUAGCUGCUGCUGCUGCUUCCACUACUUCUUCUUCUUCUAAGAAUCCAACACAAUCAGCUAGAUCAUCUUCAACUGGUUUAUCAACAAUUGUUCACAACAAAUCUUUUCAACAAUUUACAACAACUGCAAAUAAUCCAAUAAUAAAUGGCAAUAACAACAAUACUAAUUACAAUACAAACAAUCCAUCACCUGAUUAUCUUUACUUUGAUAUGCCUCAUGAAUCAAAUUUCGCUCAUUUGCAACAGCAACAACAUCAACAAUCAUCACCAACUGGAUCUUAUGAUUUCAAUCAUAAUAAUGAUAAUAAUAAUAGCAACCCCCUUUCAGAUUUCGACUUUAUAAGAGAUGAAUUAAGUAAAUUAAAGUUUGGUAACCAUUUUAUGAAUCCAUGUCCUAAUUCAGUUGAAGUUCCCCAUCCUUCAUAUCUUGAUUUUUCAAAUCAAAAUUCAUUACCUUAUAAAUUACAAAUAUCAAAUUUACCUUCAUAUUCUCGUGUUGAAACUCAAAUUAAAUUGAAAAUUUCUUUAAGUCCACCACCUCCACAAUUCUUAUUACAUCUUCCUCAAGAUUUAAUUGCCAAAAAUAAAUUUUGUCUUGCUGAUCCAUUAGAAGAUAUUAAUCCGAAAUUAAAAGAAAAUAUGUUAUAUUUCGAUGCAUAUGUAUUAACUUCAGAUUUAUCUAAAUCAUGUAAUAUUUGUCCAAGAUGUAUUAAAAGAGAACAAAAACGUGCAUCAAGACGUAAAAUUGGAGGUGGUGAUGCCGAUGAUAAUGAAUAUAUUCCACCUCCACCAACAACAACAACUACUUCAGCCAGUGGAAUUGUCAAGAAUAAUCCCCUUAGUUGGGCAGAUGAAUCAAUGAUGAAAAAGGCAUUGAUAUUUAAUUGUAAAGAAAUUGUAUCAUUCCCUACUCCAACUGGUUUAAAUAAUGAUACUGCUAAAUCAUUGGAAUUAUCCGCUAGAAUAAUUUGUUAUUGUAGACAUCAUAAAGAACCAAAAGGUUUCAGAUUAUUAUUUGUCAUUAAAGAUAAUCAAGGUCAAGUUGUGGCAAAACAAAUUACCAAUCCUAUAAUGAUUAUGGAUAGAAAGAAGAAUCAAAGUUUAACUCAUAAAGAUACUGGUUCAUUACCUAAUUCCAUUGCCGGUUCUUCAACCAAUUUACAAGGAUUAGAUCAAUAUUCACCACCAAAUUACAAAAAGAAGAAACUUUCAACAUCUGAUAUUUCCGAUCGUGAUGAAACAACUACCCAUGGAUUAUCACCAACUUCACCUCAUUUAAUGAAUCAAUUAUCACCUAAUUCAGUUCUUGAUGAAUCCGCUUCCGAAGUUCAAACCAACACCGAUGCCGAAUCUUCACGUGGACUUAAACGUAAGAAAUUAUCGAUUGAUGAUUCACUCAAUAAUUCAACUAAUCCAAUGUAUAACGGAAGUAUCCAUAGUGGUUAUUCACCAGUUAGUAACAGUGACACAAACACAUCAACUCAUUUUUACAACGGCUUCGGCAACAACAACAAUAAUAAUGGAAAACCCCAUCUUUCUCCAAGACAAGCACAAGCAUUACUUGGUUCUCAAUCAUAUGCCAAUAUUCCAUUAUUAUCAAAUCCACAUACUCACAACUUCCCAUCCAUUCAACGUAUAAUACCGGCUCAAGGACCAAUUCGUGGUGGUAUUGAAGUUACAUUAUUAGGAUUUAAUUUCCGCCCGGGACUUCGAGUUAAAUUUGGAGCUAAUUUAGCCCUUGCUACUCAUUGUUGGAGUGAGACUACUAUUGUCACAUAUUUACCUCCUGCUGCUGGACCAGGACAGGUGUUGGUAAGUUUUGAUAGUGGUCUGGAUGCUAAUGCUGGUGUUGUUGGCGGGAGUGGUAGCAGUAUUUUCACAUAUACUGAUGAUACUGAUCGACAAUUGAUUGAAUUGGCAUUACAAAUUGUUGGAUUGAAGAUGAAUGGGAAAUUGGAAGAUGCAAAGAAUAUAGCCAAGAGAAUUGUGGGUACUGAUGCUACUUCAAAUAAUAAUACCAAUGGUACAACAAUGGCUGGUAAUGGAAGUGGAAAUAAUAAUAUGAAUGUUGCUGCUGCUGCUACUACCUCAACUGAAAAUGGUCAUGAAUGGUUUGAUAAUGCUCAUAAAUCAAUCACUGAACAGCUUGCUCAAAACCAUACACUUUCAACUCAUCAAAUCCUUGUUAAUUUACUUUCAUUAGUUGAUUUACCAAAUUGUCCAAUCACAAUACCUAAUUGGUCCCUUUCAAAUCCUCAAGGACAAACAUUACUUCAUUUAGCUACCAUAAAGGGAUAUACCAACCUUAUCCAAUUUUUAAUCUCACAUGGGGCAAAAGUUGAUAUGGGAGAUAAUCAAGGCAUAACUCCAUUAUUCUUGGCUUCAAUGAAGGGUGAACGAGAAAUCAUGAAUAUGUAUCGCGAUUGUCAAGCUAAAUUUAGAGUCAAGUAUGAUAAUGAUAAAUGGAUGAAGGAUUAUUGUGAUUUGAAUGUCUUGGAUUUCUUUGAUGAAGAAGAAAAGAAGAAUGACAAGAAUAAGAAGAAUAAUAAAGCCGCCGCUUUGAAUAAUAAUAAGUCAGUUAAGAGAGAUGGUAGUGAAGAAAGUUUAUCCGGUUGGUUUUUUGAUAAUUAUGGUAAACAUGUUUCCAAGAUGGUUGUUGCUGAUGAUUUGGUUGACAAUAAUGCUAGUGAUAGACAGCCAGAAGAGGUCCUUUCCGAUGGAUUGAUAUCUGAAGGCGCUGGUGCUGGUGCUGGUGUUUUGUUAGAUGAUGACGAGGUUGGAUUUGCUGAUGCGGAAUUGGAAAGUGAAGAUUUUGAUGAAUUUGAUGAAGAUGAUGAUUAUGAAGAUGAUGAAGUUGAUUAUGAAGAUGAUUACACCGAUGAUGAAAUCACUGUUUCAAACACCACCAUUAAUUCCCCAGUUGAAGGUACUUCUUCUUCAGAUACAGCAACCACCAUUAGUGAUACCACUCCUGCAACAUCAUUACCACCAUCACCACCUGCUUCUCCUGGUUUAUGGAGAAAAGUAAUGAAUGUCUUCCAUAGCGAUGACGAAGAAGUCUUGCCUGCUUAUGAAGAUUUAUUCCCUCUUGGUCCAAAUGCCACCAAACAAAAACCAAAAUCACAACUCGAACAACGUCUUAAUACAGAUACAACUUCUUCAACUACAGAAGCAACAACUUCGAGACUCACCCAUUCAACUAGUAAUGACUCAGAUACGGCCUUGACAGAUUCUUCUUCGGAUGAUAUGGUGAUUAAGUAUAUCAAUCACCCAAGAAAGGCAGUUGAACAUGAUAAGAUGUUAUUCUUGUUUUGGAUGCCUGCUUUGGUGUUUAUUCUUGGAUUGAUGUUUAUGGUAUAUGUUAUGGGAUAUAGAUUCGAAACGGUGGAUUUGUUGAAGGGAUAUAUUAGGAAUGCGGUUGGUCAUUUGAUGGUGGGUGAUGAAAGAAUUGAUCGGGUGUUUAAGUCAGGUGCAGCAUCUGUUGUUGGAGCUGCGAAUGUACAACAACAACCAGUUGGGGUUGUGUGA